UCAAGCACGCGCCACGGAGGCCGGCAGCGACGACGAGGCGCUGAAGGGGCGGCGCAAGGACGGACGUGACCUCGCACUCGCGCCGCGGCCGUCGGGGGAACCGCACGCUCGCCGUCAUGUCGGGAAACGUGGCCGAAAUCAGCGUGCAGAGAAGAGCCUCGGCGCCUCGCGUGGAAGCCAGGAAGCACAAGCCGGUCAAGGAGAAGGAUGGCGGAGACGCGAGGGAACUCAGGGAAAAGAUACUUAGUCGACUCAAGAUUGUGGGUAAGCUCAUCCUCUCAGUGCUGUUGGAGUUCCUGAAGCUGAACGGGCAGGCGCUGUAUCUGCUGGGGAAGGACGCCCUCGAGCUGGUUGUUCCCCCGAAGGAAAAGUCACUGCGCGGGUCGCUGGUGCUGAUCACAGGGUCGGGACAAAACCUCGGGCGUGAGUUAUCUCUUCAGCUUUCCCAACACGGCGCUAGACUAGUGCUGUGGGACUUUAACGAGGACCAAAAUGAGGAGACGGCGAAGAUGAUCCGCGACGCAGGAGGCGAGGCACACGCCUUCACCUGCGACGUGUCCGACCAGAAAGCAGUCGCCUUCGUGGCCGCCAAGGUGAGGGAAGAGAUCGGACACCCAGAGAUCGUGAUCAACAAUGCAGGAACCUACUGCUACAAGCCCUUCCUCACACACUCCCCCGAGGAAAUCAGUCGGCUGGUCUCUGUCAACCUGCUGGGUAAUCUGUGGGUGACGAGAGAGUUCCUGGCCCACAUGAUCGACCUCGGCCGCGGACAUGUCGUGAGCGUGUCGUCCAUCCUGGGCUACAUGGGGAGGAACUACGUCGUGCCUUACUGUGCCUCCAAGUUCGGCGUCAAAGGCAUGACGGAGGCCCUGGCGGAGGAGGUGCGGAAGUCGGGGAAGGGGCAGAACAUCUGCGUCACGGCCGUCCAUCCCUUCCUUAUCUCCAAUGUCAGUGACGUGAAGCCGAACCUCAAGUUCCCGUCGCUGUUCGAGGUCCUGACGCCCACCGAGGCCGCCAGGAGGAUCAUCCGGGGCAUCAGGAGGAACCAGGAGGAGCUGUUCCUUCCGGAGAAACUCAAGCCUCUUAUGAUGAUGUCGAAAGUGCUGCCCCGUAGCCUGCGGCGUCUCUUCGGGGACUACAUGGAAUACUGACCCUGGCCGUGGCUCGGUCAGCGCCAGAUCAGAACAGGAAUGCGCUGUGUCUUGCCGAUGGUCUCGUUAUGUGCAAGGUCUAUAUAAGUACUUAUAUAGACCUUGGUGAUAUGUAUCACAAAGGAUGAGCCCAACACAGCCAUGCAGAUUCUCAAUGGAGGGUCACUUGUAUCGGAUGAUAAAGCACAUUUUAACUUAAAGAUGAUUA
Molecule: messenger RNA, 1359 nt
Organism: Penaeus vannamei (Pacific white shrimp)
Lineage: Eukaryota; Metazoa; Arthropoda; Malacostraca; Decapoda; Penaeidae
Product: 17-beta-hydroxysteroid dehydrogenase 13
Cellular component (GO): lipid droplet
Molecular function (GO): oxidoreductase activity, acting on the CH-OH group of donors, NAD or NADP as acceptor
Source: RefSeq, a predicted model, not a curated record